Molecule: messenger RNA, 3041 nt
Organism: Vitrella brassicaformis
Lineage: Eukaryota; Vitrellaceae
Source: the annotation of a GenBank genome assembly
CGAAGGGUCCUCUUUGGAGAUGACAUGACACCUCAUCUGGCAUCGGAGGCGCGUGCACGUUGGCCUUUCCUGCCCAAUUUUCGGCUUCUGCGAGCAGUGCUCAUCAUGGCGGUCGGCAUCUCUGCCGUCAUGGCCAGCGGUGACGAAGACACACACACGAACAGGGGACAGACGAAGGGGGUGGAGAACGAUACUCUGAGCUCUGGUAGGCACCAUUCUGACGCCCACCUCCUCCCGUCACCCUGUGUGUGAUGGCGUGUCUGUCAGGGAAGCACACCAUGGACGACCGGUCCACGUAUGCGCAGCUGAUGGAGGCCCUGUCAGCCGGCCAGCGUCACGUCAACGCGUCGACGUAUGCGCAGCUGGUGGACGCCGUCAAGGAGCGUCGUUCGCUGCAGGCCGCCUUCGAUGGCUUCGACGACCUCCCCGAGCUCGACUUAGUCUCGUUAGCUCGGGUGAUAUUCCAAGACCAGGGCUUCAUCAACGUCGCCGCAGAUGGGCCUUACAGGGUAUGUGCAACGCGGGAGGCCGACAUAAGACGCAGGAGGGCUCGUAGUACACGUAUACGUGUGGGUGCCGGGUGUUUGGUUCAUUCAGAUCAUCGACGUGCUGAAUGACAAGCUGUUCCGGGAGGGAGUGCGGCUGAGGGAUGCACGCACUGACCUGGGCGAGGACCUGCUCGGGCCCAUCACUGGUGUGCUGGACCGGGCCAUCGAGUCACAGAACAUACUCCUCAACGGUCGGCAGACACUUCACUCACACACACAGAGGAGAGGGAUGUGUGGGUUGGGCUCAUGCAGGGACGAAGCAGGCCAAGACUGAUGCGCUGGUAGAGUUCUUCAACCCUGCCCGUCCAGCCCCACCACCAGAAGAACCAGAGGAGCCGACGUUCCCUUUUACUUCCCGACCACCCGCAACCACACCCGAGCCAACAACCCCAACACCCGACGAUGGAGCUGUUGAAUUUGAAUUCCCAGGUACGUACGCGGACCACACACAGAGAGAACUGGAUGAUCGCUGCUUCGUAUCAAAUAAUCAGAGUGCGUCAUCGUGACGAAGGUGUCUCGCUCGUGCUCCGACAAGUACUACGAGUGCUUCGCGGGCUACGACCCAUUCGGCUACCGUUCGUACGACUUCGACGGCGGCCUGGGGCUGGCGGGGGAAGGGGAGCUCAUGCAGCCUGGCAUCGACGCAGAGCUCUGCUUGCCAAAGGAGUUUGGGCCGGACGACGACAAGGACGUUUUCUUGCCACCGGUGAGGAGGAACGCACAGACAGCUCCAGAUACAUAUAGUGUAUACUCAUGAGAGGUGGGGGAUGGGUAUUGGUACGUAUGUGUGUGUGUGUAGGAUGGGGUGGGGCGGAUUCUGCGAUUGGUGAGGUUCGACGAGGAGACCGACAGCGACGACGACGGCAUCAAGGAAUGCGAUGAGUCCUUCCGUUCUUCAGCAGAUCCGGAGGGCAACGAGACGCUUGCGUGCCAGGAGAAGUUUCCCAUCUACGGCGGCUCGUCGCUGUUCAACGACCCCCUGUUCGGCCUCACCAACACCUUCAGGACGUUCCUCUACCUCACCAAACAGGAAGUGCCCACCAUGCUCGAGGAGGCAAGUCUACACACACACCCACGUAAACACAUACGCACACGGAUACACACGUGCCUGUGUGUGUGUGUGUGUGUGUGUCUGGAUGGAUGGCUGGAUGGAUAGCUUCUGGGUAUUGCGAUCGAGAAGGGCGUCCUGACGGUCUUCCUGGAGCUGAUAGAGAAGGCCAAGGAGCUCGACUUUAUGAAGAAGUGGGAGGGCAUCGACUGGAAGAAGGAUAAGAAGGGCAAGGACAAGGGCAAGGGCAAAGACAAGGGCGACAGGGGGGGAGGAGACGACGAUAAGGCAGACGAUGACCUGGAUGACGACGACACAGACGAUGGUGACGAUGAUAGCGACGACGACGAGGACGUGCCUGAGGGCGGCCACGUUGUCGAUCCCUUCGGCUCGUACUUCAUCAUGGUUUUUGAAUUCCCCAACUUCACCGUAAGCCUGCACACGCAGCGCACACGCACCACAGGAAAUGGAUACCACAUCAAGGCCCAAUAAUGUGUGUGUGUGCAGGGGCCGGCAGGCGAGAAUAAGUCUGGGCGCAACACGUCGUUUCUCUUUUCGCUGGGCGACGCGCCGCCCGGCCUGUGCACCGAGAAUGCCGAGGGCAUCCCCGGCAGGCCCGAGACACGAUACCCCGAGUGCGCAUCCACCAGCAAGGGCGCGAAAUGGGCGCUUGCGAGAAGGCUGGCCACCGAUCAGCCUAUCGCCUGCAAUGGUCCGUCUGUCUCUCUGUCCGUGAGGGGGCGUGUGCGAUGUGUGGUACCAUCAUGAUGGGUUCUUCUCUCUCUCUGUGUGUGUGUGUGCCUAUAUGCAGGCUUCAUGGUGGACGAGAACCUCUGCAUCUUCGACAUUGAGAUAGAGGCAAGCAGAGGACGAGGCGGCAGCAGCACACACACGGGAGAACCAAUGCCGAGCAUGUCUCUCUGUUUGGGUGUGUGUGUGCAGUUUACGGCUUUCCCGAAGGGAGUGGAGUGUCUGGAUAACUGCGAGGAUUUGGUGCUGACGGACAUCGCCAUCUUGACGCGCACAUCCAUCCAGGAGGGCGACACCGAAGGUGUCUUCGACCAAGCCGCCAUAGCAACAGGGGGCGGAGAUGAUGAACCACAACCACCUAGCGGCGGCGGCGAGUACGCACAGGCACCACACGCACACAAAUUACCCGUGUUUCUCUCUCUGUAUGUCUGUCGUCAGAGCGCCGCCGACGUCAGACUCUCGGGGAGCGAGGCGGUCUCAUUCGUCGCCCUCGUCUGCUGCAAGUUGGGAGCCGACCCUGGCAGUCAGCUCGUUGGGCGGCGUCAAGUGACCGAGAAUUCACACACACACAUGCUAGCUAGAGGGGUAUGUGCGUGUGGACAUGCAAACCCACACCAGUGCGUGUGUGGGUGUGGUGUGGUGUGCCAUACGUAAAGUAGCUGUUAAUACAGGUAAUGAGGUUUGCUUACUCUGUG